Messenger RNA from Symbiodinium necroappetens, 1230 nucleotides. Lineage: Eukaryota; Dinophyceae; Suessiales; Symbiodiniaceae. The record is from the annotation of a GenBank genome assembly.
GUUGUGGUCAAUUUCGCCAGAGUCACAGUUCAGCUAGUCGGAGUGGACCAGCUGCCGUCCGUGCUCCCGAGCUUCAGCACUGUGUUCAAUGUGACGAACGGGACAGAGGAUGAUGUGGUGGACAUCGACAACGACAGCAGUGCAGUUCGAACCACCACUUCGACCACAACCGAAUCAGAUGCAUGGCUCUGCAAAGUUGUGCAGCCCCAACCUGUCAACGAGACGGAUGUGGGCGAGGAUUCGGAUGUCUCUGACAGCCAAGAGCUCAUCGCGUUGCUGAACUUCACCAGAACUCGGCUGAUUUUCUGUGCGCAGAGGCAACUGCUUGGAUCACUGCCAGUGCAAGCCACUUCGUUUGAUGUGCCGGAUCUUGGGCAGCAAUCGCACAUCCUCCAGGGUUUGCGCGAUGCUGGAAAGACUCUGGCUGAAUCAGCAUAUGCUGAGUCCAGCAUCGCAUCGGGCGGCACUCGGGUGGAGGACGCGGAGGCGAGUGUCGUCAACGUCACCUUCGCGGAUGAGGACGCAAGCUGGAAGACAGCCUCGGAGCUUCCAGAGCAGCUUGGAUGGAGCUUGGGCUUCUGGCCUUCGGAGCAGAUCUUUGACUCCCCAGGAGACCCAGAGACGACGGAUCUGGAGACCGCCAGGGAACCAGCGCAGGUGGAAAGUUUCGUUUUCUACCUCUCGGAGCUCCCGCCCUCAGUCGGCAGACGGCCAAGCAUCUUUGAGCAUGUUGAGCAUGUGCCGUUGCAGGAGACAGCCCUUCAGACGUUCAGCGCCCUUUCUGUCGUGGGCCCAGAAUCAGCAUCCAACGGAGUUGUCUAUACGAAGUCAGAGCUCGUGGAGCAGACGACGCCCGUCUCUAUCGCCCUCUCCGAUGCAGAUGCAUCGGUGUCGGCGGUGGACCUGCAGGACUUCGACUUGGACUUCUUUCAGAUUGGAGGUGUCCUGUCCUGGGCGGAGCCUGCAGACACCGCCCAAGUGAUUCGCUAUGUGGCCGGGAUGCAGCGGGUUGUGUGGAACUAUGAGCUGUUCUCGUCAAAGGCCCUGAAGAAACCGCAGAUUCGUGCGUUGCUUUCUGUGCUGUUCUCUUUUGGGCUGGAGAGCACGACAAAUCCGCAUGCGGUCAAUGAGGACAUCUACUGGGCGUCCGACCUGCUCAACUCCUCCAGUGGCUUCGUCUGCUCCUACGAGUCAGAUGGCCUGGCUGCCAGGCAGCACACAGUCAUCUGA